Molecule: messenger RNA, 1647 nt
Organism: Fimicolochytrium jonesii
Lineage: Eukaryota; Fungi; Chytridiomycota; Chytridiomycetes; Spizellomycetales; Powellomycetaceae
Product: cytosol aminopeptidase family, catalytic domain-containing protein
Exons: 8
Coding region: 1-1551 (516 amino acids)
Biological process (GO): proteolysis
Cellular component (GO): cytoplasm
Molecular function (GO): manganese ion binding; metalloaminopeptidase activity
Source: RefSeq, a predicted model, not a curated record
AUGCCACUGGUCUUCCGUGCCUGCCUUACGACGUAUUCUCGUGCUUCUCCGUUGAUCUCCGCAUCGUCCGCUUACCUCUUCCGUCGAGCAAUGAGCGCCACAACCUUGCGCUUCGGCGCCACCAGCGAACCCGUCUCAGCAGUCGUCGCCAUCGGCGAGCGGUCUCUGCUCGCUUCCUCCAACGCGUCCCUUUGGAAGGCUUUUGGCAGCGUCGCUCCGGAGAACAAUGAGGUUCUUGUCGAGGGCAAGGCUGAUGUCUUGACCUCUUAUACGAAGAGCGGUGAUAACCGCAUUCAGCACACAUUUGCUCAUCUCUCCAAGGAAAGGUCUCGCAACAUGGGCAAAAUCCGCUCUGAUCUUGUGCACGACCUUGUCGCGGCACAAACUCCGAAGGAGGGCGACGUGAAAAUUGUGCUUGCGCUGGAAAAUCAGGAGCAGGUUCUUGCCGCUGGCUGUGCGGUAGCGAGGGCAUUCCCAUUGUACUCUAAGAAGAGCAGUGCUGCGAAGCUCAAGUCUCGUACCGUUCACGUCGAGAUUGCUGUUCCUGGUGGAGUUGAGGAAAAGACUUACACCAAGCUGAACAACCUUGCCGACUCUAUUCGCUUGGCCUCUCGGUUGAUGGACACGCCAUGUGGCGAGCUCCACGUGACCAAGUACGUCGAGGAGAUUAAGGAGGCCGUGGCCAACCUUCCGACCGUCAAGAUGGAGGUCAUUACCGGCGAGGAGCUCAAGAAGAACGGCUAUGGUGGACUUUACGGAGUCGGCAAGGCUGCGGAACACCCACCAGCGCUUGUCGUCUUGACCCACACUCCCAAGAUCGUGACAAUCAAGUCGCGUCCCGUCAUUGUCGGCAAGGGUAUUGUGUACGACACUGGAGGUUUGAGCUUGAAGACCUCCGGCGGUAUGGUCGGCAUGAAGGAUGACAUGGGUGGUAGCGCCGCCUGCUUGGGUGCUUUCAUCACCGCGGCAAAGGAAAACUACGGCGGUGUGUUCACUGCAGUACUCUGUCUCGCCGAGAACGCCAUUGGACCCAAAGCUCAGCGACCAGACGAUAUCAUCAUUCUCAAGAGCGGAAAGAGCGUGGAGAUCAACAACACGGACGCAGAAGGUCGUUUGGUGCUUGGUGAUGGUGUUGCGUAUGCUUCCAGCAGCGAGGUCAAUGCUACCCACAUCAUUGACAUCGCCACCUUGACUGGUGCCCAAUUGAUUACCACCGGAAAGAAGCAUGCCGCUGUCUUGUCCCGCGACGAGGACUUUGAGCGUCACAUUCUUGACGCUGGCCAGCGCUCUGGAGACUGGUGUUUCCCCAUCCUGUACGCACCGGAGCUGCUGAAGAAGGAGUUCGACAGCAAGGUCGCCGACAUGAAGAACAGCGUCGCAGAUCGUAUGAACGCGCAAUCGUCAGCAGCGGGGCACUUUGUGGAAGACCACCUUAACAGCGAAUACACUGGCAAAUGGGCACAUGUCGACAUGGCUGGACCUUCCGGCAAGGAUCAACGAGGCACCGGGUUCGGUGUUGCACUUCUUUUCAGCGUUCUUGAAUCUAUCUAGACUUCUGGUUCGUCGGUCUAUAUAUUGUUAGCUGCACUGAAUUACACUAGCGGUGGCGACAUUGUUCUAGAUAGAUGCAACGCAGUCCAGUAUAGC